AGCGAAGGGAGGAGGAAAGCAAGGACUGAGAGAAGCCAGAGCGUGGCUCCGAUGCCAGUUAACCUGCUGGAGCUCAUCCUGCUCGCUAGAGCCCCUGCACCGACUCACCCAGGACCCUCUCUCCUUCCUCCUUCACCUUCUUUCCCCUUUUCCCCUCCUUUUCUCACUGCACGCUCCACCUACCUCUUCACUUUCGAGUCCGACCAGAGGACGAAUGAGGAAGCCAUUCCCUCAAAUUGGGGCAGCAACUUUCCUCAGCAGGUCUCUUGGCUGCUGGAGCAGGUGCGCGCGGACCCUCCGCGGUCUGCGGCCCAUGGAGGAGGAGAGAGAGGAGCAGUGAUGGGCUAGCGGCUGAAGCCAGGAGCCCCCAGCGAGCCCAGCAAAGCCAUCCGGCACCGCGUUCCCACGUCCGUUCUCUCAUCUCUCUCCGAAGGGACCGCUCGGGGUGCAGUCGCCGAGCAUCCCAGGAGGAUGAGGCGGGACCCGGCCGGAGCGCGCAGCAUCUCGCGGGCGUGCGGCAGUGGCUGGGUCAUGGCAUGAAUUAAGAAGCUAGGAAGAUGGAGCGCCGCACACUCCUCAUCCAGCCCGGGCUCUGGUCCAGGGACACCAGCUGGGCACUCCUCUAUUUCCUCUGCUACGUCCUCCCCCAGACCGCCCCGCAAGUACUCAGGAUCGGAGGGAUUUUUGAAACUGUGGAAAACGAACCUGUUAAUGUUGAGGAAUUAGCAUUCAAGUUCGCAGUGACCAGCAUUAACAGAAACCGAACCCUGAUGCCCAACACCACAUUAACCUACGACAUCCAGAGAAUUAACCUUUUUGAUAGUUUCGAAGCCUCCCGGAGAGCGUGUGACCAGCUGGCUCUUGGUGUGGCUGCUCUCUUUGGUCCUUCCCACAGUUCCUCGGUCAGUGCUGUGCAGUCUAUUUGCAAUGCUCUCGAAGUUCCACACAUCCAGACCCGCUGGAAACACCCUUCGGUGGACAACAAAGACUUGUUUUACAUCAACCUCUACCCAGAUUAUGCAGCUAUCAGCAGGGCCAUCCUGGAUUUGGUCCUUUACUACAACUGGAAGACAGUGACUGUGGUGUAUGAAGACAGCACAGGUCUAAUUCGCCUGCAAGAGCUCAUCAAAGCUCCCUCCAGAUAUAACAUUAAAAUCAAAAUUCGCCAGCUGCCCUCUGGGAACAAAGACGCCAAGCCUUUACUCAAGGAAAUGAAAAAGGGCAAGGAGUUCUAUGUGAUAUUUGAUUGUUCACAUGAAACGGCCGCCGAAAUCCUUAAGCAGGUUCUGUCCAUGGGCAUGAUGACUGAAUACUACCACUACUUUUUCACGACCUUGGACUUAUUUGCUUUAGAUCUGGAACUCUAUAGGUACAGUGGCGUAAACAUGACUGGGUUUCGGCUGCUAAAUAUUGACAACCCCUAUGUGUCAUCCAUCAUUGAGAAGUGGUCCAUGGAGAGACUGCAGGCCCCACCUAGGCCUGAGACUGGCCUUUUGGAUGGCAUGAUGACAACUGACGCGGCUCUGAUGUACGAUGCUGUGUAUAUGGUGGCUAUCGCCUCCCACCGGGCUUCCCAGCUGACCGUCAGCUCCCUACAGUGCCAUCGCCACAAGCCAUGGCGCCUUGGACCCAGGUUUAUGAACCUGAUUAAAGAGGCUCGGUGGGAUGGCUUGACUGGGCGUAUCACCUUCAAUAAAACCGAUGGCUUGAGGAAGGAUUUUGAUCUGGACAUUAUUAGUCUCAAAGAGGAUGGAACUGAAAAGGCUGCUGGAGAAGUGUCUAAACACUUAUAUAAAGUGUGGAAGAAGAUUGGGAUUUGGAACUCCAACAGUGGGCUUAACAUGACGGAUGGUAACAGAGACAGGUCCAACAAUAUCACUGAUUCACUGGCUAACCGAACGCUCAUCGUCACCACCAUUCUGGAAGAACCCUAUGUAAUGUAUAGGAAAUCUGACAAGCCUCUAUAUGGAAAUGACAGAUUUGAAGGAUAUUGCCUGGACCUUUUGAAGGAAUUGUCAAACAUUUUGGGUUUUAUUUAUGAUGUUAAACUUGUCCCUGAUGGAAAAUAUGGAGCCCAAAAUGACAAAGGAGAGUGGAAUGGAAUGGUCAAAGAACUUAUAGACCACAGAGCUGACCUGGCGGUGGCUCCUCUUACCAUCACCUACGUGCGGGAGAAAGUCAUUGACUUCUCCAAGCCCUUCAUGACCCUGGGCAUCAGCAUUCUCUACCGGAAGCCCAAUGGUACCAAUCCAGGAGUCUUCUCCUUUCUCAACCCCCUGUCUCCUGACAUUUGGAUGUAUGUGCUCUUAGCCUGCUUGGGAGUCAGUUGUGUACUCUUCGUGAUUGCAAGGUUUACACCCUACGAGUGGUAUAACCCCCACCCAUGCAACCCUGACUCAGACGUGGUGGAAAACAAUUUUACUUUACUAAAUAGUUUCUGGUUUGGAGUUGGAGCUCUCAUGCAGCAAGGAUCAGAGCUGAUGCCUAAAGCUCUAUCGACCAGAAUAGUUGGAGGGAUAUGGUGGUUUUUCACCCUAAUCAUCAUUUCAUCCUACACUGCCAAUCUGGCCGCCUUCUUGACAGUAGAGAGAAUGGAAUCCCCCAUAGAUUCAGCAGAUGAUCUGGCAAAGCAAACCAAGAUAGAAUAUGGGGCGGUCAGAGAUGGAUCGACAAUGACUUUCUUCAAGAAGUCAAAGAUAUCUACCUAUGAGAAGAUGUGGGCUUUCAUGAGCAGCAGGCAGCAGACCACCCUGAUAAAGAACAGCGAUGAAGGGAUCCAACGCGUACUCACCACUGACUAUGCCCUGCUGAUGGAGUCCACCAGCAUCGAGUAUGUGACGCAGAGGAACUGCAACCUCACUCAGAUCGGGGGCCUCAUUGACUCCAAAGGUUAUGGAGUGGGAACACCUAUAGGCUCUCCUUAUCGGGACAAAAUUACGAUUGCUAUUCUCCAGUUGCAAGAAGAGGGGAAACUGCACAUGAUGAAAGAGAAGUGGUGGCGGGGAAAUGGCUGCCCUGAGGAAGACAGCAAAGAGGCCAGUGCUCUGGGAGUCGAAAAUAUUGGGGGCAUCUUCAUCGUUCUGGCUGCCGGACUGGUCCUUUCUGUAUUUGUAGCCAUCGGAGAAUUUAUAUAUAAAUCGCGGAAGAACAAUGAUAUUGAACAGGCUUUUUGUUUCUUUUAUGGACUGCAGUGUAAGCAAACCCAUCCAACCAACUCCACUUCUGGAACCACUUUAUCUACGGAUUUAGAAUGUGGCAAAUUAAUUCGAGAGGAGAGAGGGAUUCGGACACAGUCCUCAGUUCAUACUGUCUAAUUGGUUAAAAAAAAAAAGUGUGCCCAGUAGAAAUUAUUUCUCCUAAUUGGUGUCGUUGAUGCUAUUGGUAUUUACUAAGCAUAAAUAUUCAUAAUUCUCUAUCCCUUUAAGAUAGCAAAACUCACGUACUGUAGUCAUUAAAUCGAAUGCACUGAAAACAGAUGUGCAUUGUGUUGAAACAGGCAUAUUAGGGGUAUAUGGACUACAACAUAUGUGUGUAUACAGGAAUCUGUAAUACCAUCAAGUUCUCUUAGCUCUAUCUCCAAGCAUUAAAAAUAAGCAACUCUUAUCUCAUAAAAAAAAAAGUAGACUCAUAUAUUAAACAGUGCAAAACAUGAAAACAAAAUGCUAAUUUUGUGGAAUAUUUUUCAUUUUGUGAACUUAUUUUCUCCUAUUUCCUUCUCCCUAUCCCAAAUGUUCUAUAGGUCCGCACACUUUCAAAUAACCCAAAGCCCUAUUUUUCCAUUGUUAACUCCAUAACAAUGUUAAUUUUUAAUACAAAUUUAUUUUGGUAUUUAAAACAGACUAUUAAAACAUACUAUUCAAAGAUGUCUUAGAUUUUAAAGAUUCAAAAAUGUGAUCCAGAAAAUGAAAACGAAACUUGAAACCUCUGAUGUCACAGAAGAGCAUGAGCUAAGUUGAACACAUCACUCAGGAAGGCACGAAAUAGUCAAGAAUGAUUCCCGGGUAGAAAUUCAUUAAUAUCAAGCUUUCAAGUAACAUUUGCUUGUAGAGUUGAACAAUUAUCUGUAGGUUCAGAAAGACAGUAUGCUCCAAGUCUCUAAGGAACUGUGAUUUUUUUUUUUUUUCUCGAGGUAUAUAUUAUUUCUUGCAAGCUUCAAGCAAAGGCCUAAGCUAGGAAUUAAUGCAUAGCAUCUUCCACUUUCCACUCGCUCACCCUCACCCUUUGCAUUAAUGAACAUCUUUUCACGAGAUGUUAUUUCAUUCCCUUCCCACUCACUCCAGACAGAGUGGUUGUUCUUGAAGCAAUCUUUUCCGAGCAUUGUGACUUUCACACUCAUUUCUCUGGCUCCUUUGCCGUUAUCGAUUCAUUCCAAGCGCAUUGGAGAGAAGGGCAAGGAGGAGAAAAUAAAGGAAAGAAUUUCCAUACACAUUAGUUACGGAUCUCUGUAGAUUUAUUUUCCACCUGCAUUCAAAGUGCUGUAAAUAAUUCCCACUCUAACUCAGCUUGGUGACAUAGAAAACCAACUGCAUAUUUAAUUUGCUGUGACUGAGGAUGUCUGCUGUCCCUCUGGGCUUGUUUCUUCUUCACAGUGAGUAGGAGAAUUGAAGAUGCCUUUUAUCUUCCCCCAAUACGGGAUCAGUUGUUCUUUGUUCUCCUUAAUGGGAUUACCUUUUGACAUAUGAAGUGACCGCACAAAACAUAUUUCUCAGAAGUAGAAAUAUGCCAUCUGUGCAUUCAUGUAACAUUUUACCUUCUCUUUGCUUAACUUUUAAUGGGUUCCAAUUUUUGAAUCACAAGUCUCUCCAAUCAAGUCUAUACUCCUCUAGUAAAGCGUGUUCAGGAAAUUUGACUCUUGCCCUGUUUGUUUCUCAGUUUCUCUUUCUUCUUUAAAUAAAUGUGCUUUUAAGAAAACAUUUGUAAAUUACAACAACAUUUAUUUACUCUUAUUGAAGUGAAAGCAACAUAAUGUUUGCUCUAGUUCCAAGUUCACAUUUU
This is a messenger RNA of Pteropus alecto (black flying fox), 4995 nucleotides long. It is a transcript of the gene GRIK1, whose product is annotated as glutamate ionotropic receptor kainate type subunit 1. Bases 558 to 3314 code for a protein of 918 amino acids. Gene Ontology annotation, molecular function: transmitter-gated monoatomic ion channel activity involved in regulation of postsynaptic membrane potential; kainate selective glutamate receptor activity. Gene Ontology annotation, cellular component: kainate selective glutamate receptor complex; postsynaptic membrane; presynaptic membrane. NCBI's taxonomy places the organism in Eukaryota, Metazoa, Chordata, Mammalia, Chiroptera, Pteropodidae. Gene Ontology annotation, biological process: modulation of chemical synaptic transmission; monoatomic ion transport; synaptic transmission, glutamatergic. The transcript has 17 exons. The record is from RefSeq and is a predicted model, not a curated record.